AUGUGCUUUGACUAUAGAAGUCUCUCCGGUACUUCACAGCCCGUUCCGAGGAGUUUACUGCUGAAGAAAGCGUCGUUUCGUUUCGACGAAGGAUUCGGCCAACAUAAAAUAUCCGAGGCAUGGUCUGUGGCUUUCGCUCCUGACGACUCGUUCGUUGCUUGGAGCUGUGGUAGCCGCUACAUCGCCGUGGUUCCAUGGAGAAGAGCCGAGAAGGAAUGGGUUUUCAGUCGUAAAGUGCCUUCAUUUUUGACCGGUCAGAAGUUAAUCGAUGUCGGCUAUGCCACGUGGUCAGUGGCCAUCGGGUACGCAGCCUCCGCUGAAGGACUGUUGCCCAUCGGCAUACGUCGACGACGAAGGGACCGCUGCCAAAGCGGUAAUAUGAUUUUGGCAGCUGGCCUGGAAAACGGCAACAUUCGAAUCUACAACGUUUCUUCGGGGGAGCUGCUCAUAGAGUUGCUCGACCACAGCGAUUCGAUUAGAGGACUGAGCUUUUCACCUGGUAACUGCUCGAUCUUGUUAUCGUGCUCUCGAGACUCGACGCUGAAACUCUGGGACAUGGCCGACCAGGGAAAUAUGUUUCAAACAUUAAAAGGUCACGUGCAACACACGGAGGUGUUAUGUUGUGCAUGGUCGCAUAGCGGCAAGUACAUUGCCAGCGGAGGCACCGACAAGCAGCUGAUCAUCUGGACAGACGAAAACUGGACAUCAACAACUCGUCUUAAUGGACACCAGCACUGGGUGACCGGCUGCGAGUUUUCUGCCGACGAUGGUUUUUUGGCUUCCUGUUCAUAUGAUACGUCACUUGUGCUGUGGGAUUACGUUUCAGGCGAGCAGCUAGUCGUGUUUUGGCACGAGGUGCCGAGGCCAAGAACCAUAUUUGGCUAUAGUGUAAAUGAUCAUUACGUAAAACAGUGUUCGACUUCACCGGAUUGUGAACAUGUCGCGACCGUUUGUGAUGACAGGUUGCUCAGAGUUUGGAAUACUUACUGCCCUGAAGAACCGGUCAUUUCCUUGGAGGUGGAAAACGCGGUUAGCGUUUCCUUUUCCAACGAUGGUUUGUUUUUAGCCGUUUGAAAACGUCGUGUCCUCAUGGGAGAUAAAGCGAUCAUUAGCGAAAUUCUUGAAGUAACUCAUCUUAGCGAUAGUUACGGCAAGUUUCUGCACGAGAAACAUGAUGACGAAUAUUCACGAUUGAGAAGCACAGUUGGACACCCGAUUAGGUAUCGUUCAUUAGACGAGGGCGAAGAAGAUAAAACGGUCAAAGAUGACGAAGAGGAGAAAAGAUGCGAAACCGUUGAUGAAAUUAUAAAUCAGCUCGGCUUUGGCAUGUUCCAAGUCAAGUUGUCGCUGCUGACCGGCAUUCUUUGGGUAAUUAAGUCUUUUAUUUGA
Molecule: messenger RNA, 1389 nt
Organism: Soboliphyme baturini
Lineage: Eukaryota; Metazoa; Nematoda; Enoplea; Dioctophymatida; Soboliphymatidae
Source: the annotation of a GenBank genome assembly